This is a messenger RNA of Lonchura striata (white-rumped munia), 909 nucleotides long. NCBI's taxonomy places the organism in Eukaryota, Metazoa, Chordata, Aves, Passeriformes, Estrildidae. The record is from RefSeq and is a predicted model, not a curated record.
CGGGCGGCGGUAGCGCCCGUACCGGUGCCGUGCCGAGCCGUUCUGUCCCGGUGCCGGUGCCGUACCGGUACCGUGCCGUGCCGCAGGAUGCUGCCGCGCUCGUGGCGCUCGCUGUUCUCGGGCCGGCUGCUGCUCCUCACCAACACGCUGAGCUGCGGGGGGCUGCUGGCGGCGGGGGACAGCCUGCAGCAGUGCUGGCACCGGCACCGGCACCCCGAGAGCCCCGCGCAGCCGGCGCGCACCGGGCGGAUGUUCGCCGUGGGCUGCAGCCUGGGGCCGCCGAUGCAUUUCUGGUACCUGUGGCUGGACUCGGCGUUCCCCGCGCGCCGCCUCGGCACCGUGCUGAAGAAGGUGCUGCUGGACCAGCUGGUGGCCUCGCCCAGCCUGGGAGCCUGGUACUUCGUGGCCAUCGGCACCCUGGAGGGCCAGUCUCUGCAGGAGAGCUGGGACGAGCUGAAGGAGAAAUUUUGGGAAGAAAGAGCCCANGACUGGAGCGUGUGGCCGGCGGCGCAGAUCCUCAAUUUCCUCUUCGUGCCGCCCGCCUACCGCGUGGUUUACGUCAACGUGGUGACCCUGGGCUGGGACACCUACCUGUCCUACCUCAAACACCGGGUGAGCCCCGCCCCGAGCCCCGCCCGCCCCGGGAAUCCACGGAAUCCAUGGAAUCCACAGUCACAGAAUUCACAGAAUCCACACAAUUACACAAUCCCGGAAUCACAGAGUCACAGAAUUCACGUGAAUCACACAAUUCACACAAUCACAGAAUUCACACAAUCACAGAAUUCACGUGAAUCACACAAUUCACACAAUUACGGAACCACAGAAUCCACACAAUUCACACAAUCAGGGAAUCACAGAAUUCACGGAAUCACAGAAUUCACAGAAUCCACCCAGUCACAGAAUCCAUAG